Messenger RNA from Trachemys scripta elegans, 1491 nucleotides. RefSeq names its product tetratricopeptide repeat domain 36 (gene TTC36). The record is from RefSeq and is a predicted model, not a curated record. The transcript is spliced from 3 exons. Bases 52 to 612 code for a protein of 186 amino acids. Gene Ontology annotation, biological process: cilium assembly. Gene Ontology annotation, molecular function: protein binding. Lineage: Eukaryota; Metazoa; Chordata; Testudines; Emydidae.
UUCCUGGCUUGUUAGAGGUGCUUUUUCCUGCCUCUCACUGUGCUGUUAAACAUGGCUACAGCCAAGGACAGAGCGGUUCUGCAAACAAUCUUUAACCCCAAUACUCCUUUUGGGGAUAUCCCUGGGUUAGAUGAGGAAGAGGAGGCAGCAGCAAUCCAAGGAGAAGAUGGAGCUUUCGCCUCAGAGCUGCUGGAGCAAGUCAAAGACCUGGAGCUACAGGGGGUUUUGGCAGCUGAAUCGGGAGAUGUGAACACGGCCCUUGAGAGAUUCAGCCAGGCCAUUCGGCUCCUUCCGGAGCAAGCCUCGUGCUACAACAACCGUGCCCAGGCCCUUCGUCUCAAAGGGGAUGUGGCAGGUGCCCUACAGGACCUGGACACAGCCCUGCACCUCAGCAGGGGCACAGGCCGUGCGGCAUGCCAGUGCUUUGUGCAGCGAGGUCUCAUCAAGGUGCUGCAGGGGCACGAGGAUGAUGCCAGGCAGGAUUUUGAGCAGGGAGCCAGACUGGGUAGCGCCUUUGCUCGGCACCAGCUGGUCCUGAUGAACCCCUAUUCAGCGCUCUGCAACCAGAUGCUGUUGGAGAUGAUGAGGAAGCUGCAGAAUCCAGACAUCUAGGGAAGCAACUAGAGCCCAUCUGUCCAGGCAAGGGGUCAGGAGAGGGUUGCCAAUGAAUCAUUCUGCUGGGCCAGGCAGACAGGAUGCCCUCCACGUACCCCACAUGAGCUGGGGCAAGGGGAGCCUAGGUCAGGGGUUCUCAACCAUUUUCUUUGACCCCCCCCCCAAUAAAAACUCCACGGUCCAACUGUGCCACCACAACUUUUUCUGCGUAUAAAAGCCGGGGCUGCCGUUAGCAGGUAGCAAACAGGGAAAUUGUCCGGGGCCCUGUGCCACAGGGGGCCCUGCAAAGCUAAGUUGCUCAGGCUUCGGCUUCAGCCGCAGGUGGUGGGGCUCAGGACCCUGGGCUGCAGUCCUGUGUGGCAGGGCUUUGGUUUUCUGCCCUGGGCCCUAGAAAUUCUAAUGCCAGCCAUGCUUGGUGGACCUCCUCAAACCUGCUUGCGGCCCCCUGGUUAAGAACCACUGGUCUAGAGUGGUGCAUCCUGAGCAAUGGCCAGAUGUUUGUGGGGAAGUUUGUCUUUUGCAGAGCCUGAGGCAUCUUAAUCCUGGCAGCCUCUGCUGGCCUGGCACAGGGCAUGAUCUGCAGUGUCUUUGUCACAGGCUGGUUCCCAGAUGAGGCUUCCAGGCAGGUGAGCCACCUGGCAGGGACUCCCAAGGAGAUGGGCCACUGUGUACAAACCAGCACAAGCCACUUCCUCCCCAGAAGCAUUUGUCAUUUCUAGUAAAGCGUUAGAACCUCAUGAGGUUUUCAGAAUCACACCAUGUUCUGGACAGGCCUCCCCUGCGGCCGUUUGUCUCACUUGCUUGCUCCAGAGAAGAGCUGACCCUGCUUGGGCAUUGUUCUUCCCUAUCCCAAAUAAACUCUCGAGUUUGACUGGU